GUUUAGAUGGAAACGCUCCGUUAAGGCCGUGGUCCGAACUCGCGCCAGUCCAGUGAUCGAGUGGGUGUAGGGUUUGGAGUAGCAAUGUCGUGGAGCGCUGCGAGGUCCGUGGGAGCGCCGGCUAUCGACCUGCGAUCGCUGCGCGCUCGGGCCCCGGUCGCCGUGGGUCUCUGCUGCGUCUCCCUCGCCAGCUCCCGCCUCUGGACGUCCCGCUUCAAGCCCUUCGCCUGCGUCAACGCGGCCCUCUCCACCAACCCUACGUCCGCCGCCGCCGAUAAAAAGGAAGCUGUGCGAACAGAAAAGGCGCCUGCAGCAUUGGGGCCAUAUUCUCAGGCUAUCAAAGCCAAUAACCUUGUUUUUGUCUCUGGUGUUUUAGGUCUUGUUCCUGAGACUGGAAAAUUUGUCUCUGAUACCAUUGAGGAACAGACAGAGCAGGUUUUAAAGAAUAUGGGGGAAAUAUUAAAAGCGAGUGGUGCUAGCUACUCUUCAGUUGUUAAGACAACAAUCAUGUUAGCAGACCUAAAGGAUUUCAAAACUGUCAAUGAGAUAUACUCUAAAUAUUUCUCAUCUCCUGCCCCAGCGCGCUCCACUUACCAAGUAGCAGCAUUACCCAUGAAUGCCAGGAUUGAGAUUGAGUGCAUUGCUGCUCUGUAGUGCUCCUUUCUGUGUCAAACUUGCUUAGCACUAUAUUGAAGCUUCAGUGAAUAAUGUAGCGGUGGGAUAUUUUGUCCUUGUAUUGGAAUCCAAAUUCCCGUAAACCUUUAGUAAACCUUUAGUUUGUUAUUUUCUCUUCAGCGAUAAUUGGACCAAGAAAUUGCUAAGGCAUGUCUUAUGGAGGAUUGUACAUUUCUGCU
Molecule: messenger RNA, 854 nt
Organism: Phoenix dactylifera (date palm)
Lineage: Eukaryota; Viridiplantae; Streptophyta; Magnoliopsida; Arecales; Arecaceae
Product: endoribonuclease L-PSP family protein
Cellular component (GO): mitochondrion; cytosol
Molecular function (GO): deaminase activity
Source: RefSeq, a predicted model, not a curated record